AUGUCACUACCCGUGAGGUCCAGGAAUGGAGUCAAGUUUGGGAAAGAAUUGAGGGAGAAGGAGUUUUUGUUUGGAGAAGGGUAUCUGAAUCUGAACCAUGGCUCCUUUGGUACCUAUCCACGCCAAGUGAAAGAAGCCCUGCAUUGUUUCCAAGAUGCGGCAGAAGCGCGGCCAGACGAUUUCAUCCGCUACAAGUACCCAGUGCACCUCAACGAGUCUCGCAUAGCUGUUACGGAACUCAUCAAAGCCCCUCCGAAAACUGUAGUCUUCGUUCCGAAUGCCACGACUGCAGUCAAUACUAUCCUUCGCAACCUCACUUUUGCCGAAGGUGACCACAUACUGUACUUCGCUACCAUCUACAAAGCAUGUGGCACGACGAUCCAAUACAUCACCGAGACGACUCCGGCGAAGAGCGUGAAGCUGGAGUAUACGUAUCCAGUUGAAGACGACUGGCUCGUUGCAGCAUUCAGGCAGAAGGUUCGAGAGGUGGAAGAUGCUGGAGGUAAAGUCAAGAUCGCCGUCUUCGACACCGUGGUCAGUAUGCCAGGUGUACUCGUACCGUUUCAGCGCUUGACUCAGGCCUGUAAAGAGUUGGGGGUAUUGAGCCUUGUGGACGGGGCGCAUGCGAUCGGGCAUUUGGAGGUGGAUGUCGGGAAGUUGGAUCCGGAUUUCUUCUUGAGCAACUGCCACAAGUGGCUGCACGUCCCCCGCGGCUGUGCAAUACUCUACGUCCCGGUGCGCAACCAGCAUCUCAUCCGGUCCACCCUUCCAACCUCCUGGGGAUUCAAGACCUCAGCCUCGGUCCCUAACUCUAUCAACCCAAAGGGUGCAUUUGGCGGUGACGUGGAGUCCGAGUACAUUGGCAACUUCGAAUUCGUGGGUACCAUCGACAGCUCCCCGUACCUGUGCAUUCCCAAAGCACUGGAAUGGCGCAAGGACCUCGGCGGAGAAAAGGUCAUCAUUGAGUACUGUACUGCGCUCGCUCAGGAUGCUGGGCGCCUCCUCGCUAAGAGCCUGGGCACGGAGAUGAUGGAUAACAAAACCAAAACGCUGAGCCAGUGCUGCAUGGCAAUGGUGCGCUUGCCGAUCGAGGUUGUCAAGGCACAGCAGACAGGCGAUACGAUCGGGCUCGGAAAAGACCAGGUGGGUGGGGAAGUUACCGGAUGGCUGGCCAGGAAGUUGCUUGAUGACUACAACACGUUCCUGCAGACGAUCUUCUACGGCAGUGCGUGGUGGGUGAGGCUGAGCGGACAGGUGUAUCUAGAGCUCAGUGACUUUGAGACUGCGGCGCCGUUGUUAAAAGAGCUGUGCGAGAGGGCUAACAAGGGCGAGUGGGCUGAGGGGCUUGGAGAUAAUUGA
Molecule: messenger RNA, 1359 nt
Organism: Ascochyta rabiei
Lineage: Eukaryota; Fungi; Ascomycota; Dothideomycetes; Pleosporales; Didymellaceae
Exons: 3
Coding region: 1-1359 (452 amino acids)
Source: RefSeq, a predicted model, not a curated record